UUUGUCUGAUACCUGCACCUGGGUGAGUUCUCUAAAUAGUCUGCAUUAGUGUAAAAAGUUUAUGUUUGUCGUUGAUGUGCAGUAAACCGUUUAAUAAUAAUAAAAGUGACUAGUGUGUGAUCUUAAAUAAGGUGAUAUAUUUUAGAAAAAGACGAAAAUUAGUGAUACUCAACGGUUGUGUAUACACAUUCAAGCAGCUAUGGGUGACAUGAAGUAUUAAAAAACAAUUUUUGAUAAGUUUCUCCCACUUUGCAGUAAUAUUCGUUAAAACUGGGGCAUAAGGAUUCAAGUGGCACCAAGAUGGUGGACUACUACAGAGUCCUCGAGGUGUCAAAAAGUGCCACAACUGCAGAAAUUAAAAAAGCAUAUCGCAAAUUAGCUUUAAAAUGGCAUCCAGACAAAAAUCCGGACAAUAUGGACGAGGCAACAAAACGAUUCAAGGAAAUAUCUGAGGCUUAUGAAGUACUUUCUGAUGAUACAAAAAGAAAAAUAUACGACAAUCGAUGUAACAGGAGCAGUUCCGCAAGGUCGACGAGGUCCCACAGAAGUUACUUUGACAGUCACAAUCCCUUCUCACAGCGCUUUUUCGAUAAGAAAAAACGCAUGUAUGAUCAGUAUGGUAAAGAAGGUCUAUUAAAUGGAAAUAGCAGACGAAGAAGAGAUGAAGAUGAUUUUGAUCUUGGUGGUUUUGGAUUCUUUACCUUUAGGGAUCCAGAAGACGUAUUCAGAGAAUUCUUUGGUGCUUCUGUAUUUGAUCUCUUGAGUGAUUUGCAUCCCAGGGAUCGUAGAAGGAACAGACAUUCUCAUCCACAGAAUGCCCUAAGCACCACUUCAUUAUUUAGUCCAUUUGGUCUUUCAAUCGGUGGCAGCUUAAUGGAUGAUUUUUUCAGUACAGGUCAUGGAGGUUUCACGUCAUUUAGCACCAUAAACAAUUCGUUUAAUACCGCUUCACCUAGCAACGCUAAUAUAAAAAGAACAUCUACUUCAACAAGGUUCGUCAAUGGAAGGAAGAUUACUACAAAGAAGGUAUAUGAAAAUGGGAAGGAAACAGUGAUGACGUAUGAAAAUGAUGUUCUAAAAUCCAAGACUGUGAACGGGAUUCCUCAAAGCCUAACCUAUAGUUAAUUACCUCAAUUUCUAAUAUUUCUCACUACCAUUAGCCUAAUUAAUUGUAGCACAUACCCUAUUCAAAAAAUUUAAUAAUAAAUGUGAUUUGAUGUACUGUUUUACUAUUUGAAAUGGUCAGUAACCAGAUAAUCUUUUUCAGUAUAUAAGUACUCCAAAAUGAAUGUGAAUUUAUAUAUUUUAGCACCAGGAUCGAUGAAUAGCAAUUAGAUGUGAUUUGUACAGUUGAAAUUUUGUUAAUUUUUUAUUUUUUCAUAAUUAUGCUAUUUGGUUGUUUUGGUUCAGUUAUCAUUUAAGAGAACAGUUUUUGUGUCAAUAGACAGGUUGGAAAUUCAAUAAAGAGAAAAUAACAUA
This is a messenger RNA of Anoplophora glabripennis (Asian longhorned beetle), 1479 nucleotides long. It is a transcript of the gene mrj, whose product is annotated as dnaJ homolog subfamily B member 6-A. Bases 301 to 1125 code for a protein of 274 amino acids. The transcript has 7 exons. Lineage: Eukaryota; Metazoa; Arthropoda; Insecta; Coleoptera; Cerambycidae. Gene Ontology annotation, molecular function: Hsp70 protein binding. The record is from RefSeq and is a predicted model, not a curated record.